Messenger RNA from Microcebus murinus (gray mouse lemur), 2107 nucleotides. It is a transcript of the gene CAPZB, whose product is annotated as capping actin protein of muscle Z-line subunit beta. NCBI's taxonomy places the organism in Eukaryota, Metazoa, Chordata, Mammalia, Primates, Cheirogaleidae. Gene Ontology annotation, cellular component: F-actin capping protein complex; cytoplasm. Gene Ontology annotation, biological process: regulation of lamellipodium assembly; actin cytoskeleton organization; negative regulation of filopodium assembly. Gene Ontology annotation, molecular function: actin filament binding. The record is from RefSeq and is a predicted model, not a curated record.
UCCUGCUCCCUGCCCUGUGCACGACCCAGGUGUCCCCUCCCCUAUACCUAGGGCGCGCCUUCUUUGCGUCCUCUGGGAAGUGAGGGGAGCUCUCCAGCAGGGGUGGGGGUGGUCCCGGUUCUGUGCCUUCUCAGGUCGAGGGUUGCUCCAUCUGGGGAGGUCGCCUGGGAGCGACUGAGCGAUGAAGGGCGGGCAUCUAUGUGCCCGGAAGGCUGCGUGGUGCGCUGCGGGCCCUUCCCGGGGCCGUCGCCUCGGUGGUGCGGCGGGUGCGCAGGGUGCUGAGCGUCCUAUGGAGCGGCCGGUGCCCGCUGCACCCAGGCCCGAGUGGGAGCAGAGGGAUGAGGUGGAGGAGCCGACAGGACAGGGAUGAACGCACAAUCGCCCUUGUGAGGCAGUAGCCCUGAGGGGCCACCAGGCCCUGGGCCCAGCAUACGGCCUGGACACAAUGCACCCUAGCAGGCGCAGCCUUCCUUUCCCCCUGAACUGUCAACUUGUAAGGGUUGGAACAGCUGAUUAUGGAGGGGGCACGGAUCAGAGUGAUCAGCAGCUGGACUGUGCCUUGGACCUCAUGAGGCGCCUGCCUCCACAGCAGAUCGAGAAGAACCUCAGCGACCUGAUCGACCUGGUUCCCGGUCUGUGUGAAGAUCUCCUGUCUUCUGUUGACCAGCCACUGAAAAUUGCCAGAGACAAGGUGGUGGGGAAGGACUACCUUUUGUGUGACUACAACAGAGAUGGGGACUCCUAUAGGUCACCAUGGAGUAACAAGUAUGACCCCCCUUUGGAAGAUGGGGCCAUGCCAUCUGCUAGGCUGAGAAAGCUGGAGGUAGAAGCCAACAAUGCCUUUGACCAGUACCGAGACCUGUAUUUUGAAGGCGGUGUCUCAUCUGUCUACCUCUGGGAUCUGGAUCAUGGCUUUGCUGGAGUGAUCCUCAUAAAGAAGGCUGGAGACGGAUCCAAGAAGAUCAAGGGCUGCUGGGAUUCCAUCCACGUGGUGGAAGUGCAGGAGAAAUCCAGUGGUCGCACCGCCCAUUACAAGCUGACCUCCACGGUGAUGCUGUGGCUGCAGACCAACAAAUCCGGCUCCGGCACCAUGAACCUCGGGGGCAGCCUUACCAGACAGAUGGAGAAAGAUGAGACUGUGAGCGACUGCUCCCCACACAUAGCCAAUAUCGGGCGCCUGGUAGAGGACAUGGAAAAUAAAAUCAGAAGUACGCUGAAUGAGAUCUACUUUGGAAAGACAAAGGACAUUGUCAAUGGGCUGAGGUCUGUGCAGACUUUUGCGGACAAAUCGAAGCAAGAAGCCCUGAAGAACGACCUGGUGGAGGCUUUGAAGAGAAAGCAGCAGUGCUAGACCUCUGCUUCGCGCCCUCCGGCCACGCCCUGCGCGCGUUAGGUUCCUUUCUUAGAAACUCGUUUUCUGCUCCCUCUCCCUGUCCCUUCCCUCCCCGACAGGUCACUCACGCAACAACUCGCAUCAUCCACCGCGCAGCGCCAUCUCUCCCGAGAAUAAAGCCCGAUACACGCCCUGUCCGGCUCUGCGGCCUGCUUCCCGCCACGUUUUGCUAUCGAAACUCUCGGUAUUUCCAUAGAGACUGUGUGGUUUUGUUCGCCCGGGCCCCCCACCCCUCACCCCCGCCAUUUAUAGGCAUAAAAACACUGUCAGCCUCCCCUCCCCUCCCACCUUUUUGUUACAUUGGUGUAAAAAAUGUAAAACAAAAAAAUUUUAUGAAAUAACUGUGGUGUGUGAAAGAAGAAAAACUGGAAAUCUGAUUCCAUGUGUGUUUGGGAGUUGCUUGGGGUUGGGGUGGGGGGACAGGGGACAGCUCUGGGAGAGGGGUGGCCCUCAGCGUUGUCCUGCGCAGACUUGCCCUGUCCUGCGAGACCGUGGCGUGGGGCCGGGGUGGGGGGCUGCCGACCGUUCUGCUCUUCUGGCCAGGUGCUUUUCUGUCAAUUUUUAUGGAAUGCAAAAGGAGUUUUUGUUUUAUUUUGUUUUUUUGUAAAGCUUAAAAGAAAAAAAUCUACAUCUUUUACUUGAGCCUCCAUACUUAAAAAAAAAAGGAAAAAAAAGAACCAAAAAAAUCAAUAAAAAGAAACUGGGACGCAGUUA